Nannochloropsis gaditana CCMP526 is the source of this 160-nucleotide messenger RNA. RefSeq names its product serine threonine protein kinase. Gene Ontology annotation, molecular function: protein kinase activity; ATP binding. The annotation marks the transcript as partial. The transcript has a single exon. Gene Ontology annotation, biological process: protein phosphorylation. The record is from RefSeq and is a predicted model, not a curated record.
GCCUGGUCAUGGAAUACAUGAACGGCGGGUCGCUUCAAGAUUUAGUCGACAAGGGAGGUUCUCGGGACGAAGCUCUCUUGGCCAAGAUCGCCUACAACGUGUUGCGAGGCCUUAGUUACCUGCACAGCCAGGGCAAAAUCCAUCGGGAUGUCAAGCCUGG